Messenger RNA from Rotaria sordida, 309 nucleotides. Lineage: Eukaryota; Metazoa; Rotifera; Eurotatoria; Philodinida; Philodinidae. The record is from the annotation of a GenBank genome assembly.
AUGUCAUAUGACCAAGAAGCUGCCGAUGCAUUACCGUCAAGCUUUGAUAUUGGUGGUUUAUCAAAUGCACUUAUGAAUCCUGCCCAAGCUUUUAAUAUGUUAGAUCAGAAUGGUGAUGGACGUGUAACAGAAGUAGAUUUAAAAUUAUUAUUAGAACAAUUUGGUAUUAAAGGCAUGAGUGCUAAAGUAUUGGCAAAAUUUAUUUUUAAAAAAUUGGAUGCUGAUCAUAGUGGAUCAAUAGAACCCAGCGAUCUUACACAUGCUAAUGGCAUUCUCUCAGCCUUAUUGAAAAUGAAACAAAACAAAUGA